GAGCAGACAGGUAUCGGCAAACUGCUAGUGUGGGUGGCUGGGACAGCAACUAGUCGGAUCAUUUCAUCCCAGUGGAUUACAGCGGCAAAAUGAGCUCGAGUAAACCGAAAAACAAAAGCGAGAAUAAAACGGAGAAGCAAUUGGCUGCGGAAAAAGAACAGUUUGGAAAACUACAGCUCCACAGCAUCAGUAAAAGCAUCACCUCCAGUGAGACACCGCUAAAGGAGAAAUAUGCACGCAACAUCAUCAUGGGGACCCAUAAGGAGGGCGGAGCCACAACGUUCUGGUCGUUCAUCAUCAACCUGCCGCUCUCCUCCGACGCCAUCAUCAGCUGGAAGUUCUGCUACAUGCUGCACAAAGUCCUCCGGGACGGACACCAUAACGCUGUGAGAGACUCUCAUAGAUACAGCAGGAACGUCAAAGACAUGGGCGUACUCUGGGGGAACUUGCAUGAUAGGUACGGCCAUAUUGUGGCCCUUUCUGCCAAGUUCCUGUCCCUCAAAAUGGAGUUCCAUGUGAAGCACAAGGUUAUUCCAGGUAACCUGGAGGCCACAGAUGAGACGGUGGAGAGAGAGGCAGGAACUGAUGUCAACAAAAUAUUUGAUAUGACUCAUGAGCUGUUAGAUUACCUGGACGCUGCUCUGAAAAUGUCAGAGACAGUUUGGCGGCAGCUGGAUGCCAACGCGGGCAAGUCCACCACUCCGGCCGGACAGUGUCGUCUGGGACCUCUAAUUCCUGUUAUACUGGACUGCAGCUGGCUCUACCACUUCUCUGUCAAACUACUGUUCAAACUGCACAGCUGUGUAUCAGCUGACUCUCUUCUCGGACACCGGGAGAGAUUCCGUGAUCUGUUCAACAGCCUUACUAAGUUAUUUGAUCGAGCCAGAGAGACUGAGUUCUUCAAAAAGGUUAUCCAGAUUCCUGACCUGCCAGAUUCUCCUCCGAACUUCCUGCGUGCCUCUGCGCUGGCGGAGUACGUGCGGCCGGUGGUGGUGAUGCCCAAUGAGGAGCCUUAUGAAGAAGUCGAGGACAACAGCCAAGCGCCCCAGAUGCCACAACAACCGUACAACAUGUUAAGUCAGCUGGGAGCUCCUGAUGCCGGAUUUGAUCAAAGAAGAUCUCCGUCUCCGGCUCUGAUGGAGGCAGAGACUCUGAGGAAGGAGCUGGAGGUCAUCAAACCAGAGCUGCAGCUCCUCAAAACAGAGGCUCAGAGGUGUGUGACCCAGCUGAAGUCUCAGGUGAACAGGCUGGAAGCAGAGCUGGAGGACCAGAGGACCCAUAAGCAGAUGGCUCUGGUGGACAAUGAACACCUGCGCAUGGAGGUAGGGGCCUUAAGACAGGCCACCGCCGCCCUACCAGGGGUACAGGCUGGAUACCAGGAGGCUGAUGGUCGAGCCCAGGCAGCUGAGCUGCGUUUCUCUCAGCUCAAAGAGAGACACGCUGAACUGGUCACCAGCCACGCUGAUCUACUGAAGAAGAAUGCAGAGACAGUCAGGUUCCUGUCCAGCACCCAGCAGAACCAGGAGGAAUUGGCCACGGCCAAACAGCAGCUGGCCAGUGAGGUGGACCACCUUCGACAGGAGAAUAGACUCAAGCUGGAGCAGCAGAAGCAGGAGAUAGAUCGGCUGAACAGAGAGCUGUUGGAGCAGAGAGCGGCGUUAGGUGAAGUCCACAGUGCCCUGGACAACAAAGAGAUGGCUGGUUCCCAAAUGACUGGUGCUCUGCAGGGUCUCCAGCGAGAGAGGGAGGAACUGCUGCGCUGUUUGAGGGAGAAAGAGGGUGAAGUGUCCUCCCUACAGCAGCAGGCUCAGCUCCAUCACAGCUCCAUGGAGCAGGACAGGGACAGAUCAGCCAGAGAGAUAGCCAGCCUGAGGCAACAGCUUCAGCAACAGCUGGCUAUAAACGCGGAGCAGAGACUGGAGAUUGACAGACUGAAGCGAGAGCUGGAGCAGAGUCGAGCGGAGGUGUCACGCGCUAACAAUGCCCUGCAGAGCAAAGAGAUGACUGGUUCUCAGAUGAACAGUGCCCUGAUGGGUCUCCAGACCGAGAGGGAGGGGCUGCUGCGCUCUGUGAGGGAGAAAGAUGCUGAGCUGUCCUCUUUAAGGCAGCAGGCGCAGUUCCAACACACCUCUCUGGAGCAGGACAAUGACAGGACAUCCAGAGAGAUGGCCAGUCUGAGGCAACAACUACAGCAACAGGCAUCUCGUGAGGGUGAGCUGACCAGGAAGCUGCAGGAGGAACAGUUCUGUCUGCUCCAGUGUGCCGUGGUGGAGGCUGAAGGCAUCAUACUGGACGCUGUGUCCAAACUGGACGACCCCAUACACGUACGCUGCACCUGCUCUCCAGAUUACCUGGUGAACCGGGCUGAGAUCACCCUGGGUUCUUUAGACAAGAUGCAGCAGAGUCACGUGGUCUACCUGGGAAAUAUGGACGAUGCCAGUGGUCUUCUGAGGGCUGUGACACAGUUCUCCCAUCUGGCUUCUGACACCAUCGUCAACGGAGGAGCUACAGCACACAGUGCUCCUACUGACCAGGCCGACCGUCUGACUGACAGUUGUAGAGAAGCUUCCACCCACUGUCUGCAGUUCCUACACGAGCUGAAGUCCAGAGCCACGUUACAGAGAGCCGACCCUACUUCGAUACGCUAUGUAAUGCGACGUAUACUCACUAUGGGACAGGAUCUGCGUCUUCAAGGGCAGGAUGUUCUAAAAGAGGAGCUGGGGGAAAUGGUGGAUAAAGAGAUGACUGCUACCUCUACUGCAAUAGAGGAGGCUGUACUCCGCAUGGACGAGAUCCUGAACCAGGCCAGGAGAGACACGUCUGGGGUCAAACUGGAGGUCAACCAGAGCAUCCUUGGCUCCUGUUCAGACCUAAUGAAGGCCAUCCACAUGCUGGUGACCGCUGCCACUGACCUGCAGAAAGAUAUUGUUGAAAGCGGCAGAGGGGCAGCAUCAGUGACAGAGUUCUAUGCUAAGAACUCCUGUUGGACUGAAGGACUCAUCUCUGCCUCCAAGUCAGUGGGCUGGGGCGCCACUCAGAUGUUAGACUCGGCUGACAAGGUGGUAACUAGCGGGGGUAAAUACGAGGAGCUCAUCGUCUGUUCUCAUGAGAUCGCUGCUAGUACCGCCCAGCUGGUCGCUGCCUCCAAGGUGAAGGCGGACCGCAACAGCAAGAAGCUGUCAACGCUGCAGCAGGCCUCGAGGCACGUCAACGACAUGGCUGCCAUAGUGGUGACCUCCACCAAUCACGGACAGAGGCAGAUCACUGAGAGAGAACCCAUGGACUUCUCAGGCAUCUCCCUGAUCAAAGUGAAGACUCAAGAGAUUGAGUCUCAGGUGAAGGUGUUGGAGCUAGAGAAUCAGCUGGAACAGGAGAGAGUUCGUCUGGGAGAGCUGAGGAAGAAACACUACCAGCUGUCUGGGACUGGUACACCCCACGGGGGGGAGGUGGAGGGGGGGUGAUGGGGAUGACGGGGAAGACAGCUUCCCACCCCCUCCCCCUCCAAACCUCUUACCACCCUCCACCCUGCUGCCCCAGCCCUACCUAAACACACAGCCCUUCUCAGAGACACAACCCGACUCACAACUAUCAGCUCAGUCCUACUCACCACCCAAGUCCUACUCACACACUCAACCCUAUUCACAAACAAAGCCUUACUCUGAACCUGAAUCCUACUCACUGCCUGCAACGCAAUCCUACUCACCACCCCAAUCUUACUCAUCAUCUCAAACCCAAUCUUACUUACCUCCUCAGUCCUACUCAUCAUCCCAAACCCAAUCUUACUUACCACCUCAAUCGUAUUCUCAAACCCAAUCCUACUCACAUCCCCAAACAUACUCUCAAAGCCAGCCAUAUGUAAACACCAAUCCCUUCUCCCAACCCCUGCCUCUGUCCCAGCCUCUGUCCCAGCCUCUCUCCCAGCCCGAGACCCUUCCCCUUCCAAAUAACUCAGUAGAACUCGCCAAGCCAACCCACACUUCAAAGAAACCUUCCAUCUUCCAGAAAACAGGAACCCUGUUUAGUAAGGUAAGAAUCAGUAUUACCUGCUGUCGUAUUGAUCAUCCUCGUCACAGGCAUUAAGGUAAUAGGUAUACGAACAGAACAAGGGCCUAAGGAUAGAAGUGAUUGUAUUGGAGCCAGGUCGACUUCCCAUAAGGAUUGAAUUGUGAUGUCAUUGGUGAUCUGUUUUUCCUCUGUUGCAGUUCCGAAGAGGUGAGGCUGGAACAGAGGAAUCCAGAAUCCGGAAUGUUAGAAUCCUAAAUCCAGAAUGAGAAGAUUCUACCUGUCUGCGUACCUUAUCAUGCGUACUACUGUAUAUGUACUUUAUUCAGGUGCAGUGAUUGAAGAACAACCUUUUUCAAGAUAGCAACUUUAUUGUAAUAUUUAAUAUUUUUUAAUGUCUUGAUACACUAUUUGAUUACAAAAAAAAAACAUCUGGGUAAAUAACGGUUUAUAAUAUUAUUAUUACUAACAUUAUUACUUCUUUUAAGAAUGUGAAUUAUCUUUCUAUUUGAAAAAGCAGUCAUCUCUUGCUGACCACUGCAGUGCUUGUAGGAAGAAUUGUGUCUAAACCAACAUCCCAAUGCUUUGUCCAAAUGCCUUAAAAAUACUUGUUUAUGCAACAUGGUAAACAACCAAUCAACGUACACCCGCCUAGUUGUCUUUACAUAGUAUCUCUUAUGUGAGUAUACUUACUUUACAUAGAUGUGGAUAUUUGUAACAUGUAUUGAGAUAAACAGGCAUUUUAAAUGAAUAUAUACCUUUCCAUUUGUCCUGAAGUAUAGAUUUAGUCUUUGUGAUUGACAGGAGAGAUGAUCAAUGGGGCUUUAUUGCGACUGGGAUUGGGCUGAAGUAUGGAUAGAGCGUGUCAGCAAAGUUGCAGCCCAUGUAAAAGUAGAUAUGGCGUCGAGUUACCAGAUCACAAAACCACACCCGGCCUUGUUCGUAGUCUAUAUAUACCCCGACCUUCGAGGGUCUGUGGGUCAAGGAGAGAGGAACAGGAAAGUCACCAAGAGCUUCGUAUUUGCGCCAGUCUCUCAGCCAUGUUUCCCAGUAUCCAUUCUCAGGGUUUAGUAGCACACUACCCUUCCUGUUGAUGGACUCUGUGGCCACUCCUAACGUCCAGUCAGUCUUCCCCCUCACCGUCACCUCCCCGAGGAGAAUCCCUCCUUUUCCAGAAACACUGAUGGACAGGUCAGAUCUUCCUGAGUAGUCUGGACCUCCCUUAUCUCACCUCAUUUGCUCACAUUGUAUAUAGACUUUUUUUCUACUGUAUCAUUGACUGUAUGUCUGUUUUACUCCAUGUGUAACUCUGUGUUGUUUUAUGUGUUGAACUGCUUUGCUUUAUCUUGGCCAGGUUGCAAUUGUAAAUGAGAACUUGUUCUCAACUUGCCUACCUGGUUAAAUAAAGGUGAAAUAAAAUUCUAUCUUUGCUCUC
Molecule: messenger RNA, 5437 nt
Organism: Salmo salar (Atlantic salmon)
Lineage: Eukaryota; Metazoa; Chordata; Actinopteri; Salmoniformes; Salmonidae
Source: RefSeq, a predicted model, not a curated record